Messenger RNA from Phytophthora sojae, 2252 nucleotides. RefSeq lists its product as hypothetical. NCBI's taxonomy places the organism in Eukaryota, Oomycota, Peronosporomycetes, Peronosporales, Peronosporaceae. The record is from RefSeq and is a predicted model, not a curated record. Gene Ontology annotation, molecular function: GTP binding; GTPase activity; microtubule binding. The transcript has a single exon. Bases 1 to 2127 code for a protein of 708 amino acids. Gene Ontology annotation, cellular component: microtubule; membrane; cytoplasm.
AUGGACCAGCUGAUCCCCAUCAUCAACAAGCUGCAGGACGUGUUCAGCGCCAUCGGGCAGUCGCCCAUCAACCUGCCGCAGAUCGUGGUCAUCGGCAGCCAGAGCAGCGGCAAGUCGUCCGUGCUGGAGAACAUCGUGGGCAAGGACUUCCUGCCGCGCGGCUCGGGCAUCGUCACGCGCCGCCCGCUGGUGCUGCAGCUGUACAACUCGUCGGCCACGGUGCCCGUCGUCGCCGAAGAGGACGGCGCGGAGGCCGCCGACGAGUGGGGCGAGUUCCUGCACCUGCCCGACCAGAAGUUCACGGACUUCGCCGAGAUCCGCCGCGAGAUCGAGAAGGAGACGGACCGCAUCACGGGCAAGAACAAGGGCAUCAGCAACAAGAGCAUCAACCUCAAGGUCUUCUCGCCGCACGUGCUCAACCUGACGCUCGUGGACCUGCCGGGCAUCACCAAGGUGCCCGUGGGCGACCAGCCCGUGAACAUCGAGGAGCAGAUCCGCGACAUGUGCACCGAGUUCAUCUCGAACCCCAACUCCAUCAUCCUGGCCGUCACGUCCGCCAACACGGACCUGGCCAACAGCGACGCGCUCAAGAUGGCGCGCGAGAUCGACCCGGACGGGCAGCGCACCAUCGGCGUGCUCACCAAGCUCGACCUCAUGGACGACGGCACGGACGCCAUGGACAUGCUGCAGGGCCGCGUGAUCCCGCUCAAGAGGGGCUACGUGGGCGUCGUGAACCGCAGCCAGGCCGACAUCAACUCGCAGCUGUCCAUCCGCGACUCGCUGGCCAAGGAGCAGAACUUCUUCAAGACGCACCCGGCGUACAGGGCCAUCGCCUCGAGGAUGGGCACGCAGUACCUGUCCAAGACGCUCAACACGAUCCUCAUGCACCACAUCCGGGACUGCCUGCCCGACAUCAAGUCCAAGAUCAGCAGCAUGAUCUCUGACCUCGAUCAGGAACUCGGCGAGAUGGGCUCCCCCACGGAGCAAAUGUCGCCCACGGAAAUGGGCGGCUGCCUGCUGAACCUGCUGUCGCACUUCUCCAGCAACUUCACCAACUCGCUGGACGGACGCAACCACCAGCUCGUGGAAAUGGACGAGCUCUACGGCGGCGCGCGCAUCAACUACAUCUUCAACGAGAUCUUUUCCAAGUCACUUCGUGAGGUCAACCCAUUUGAUGGACUCAGCGACGAGGACAUCCGCACCACGAUUCGCAACGCCAACGGCCCGCGCCAGUCGCUGUUCGUUCCGGAAGUAUCGUUCGAGCUGCUCGCCAAGCGCCAGAUCAGCAGGUUGGAGCAGCCCGGCCUGCAGUGUGUAGACCUUGUCUUUGACGAGCUGCAGCGCGUGACGUCGCAGUGCGAGACGAUCGAGCUCACGCGCUUCCCCGAGCUGCGCGACCGCGUCAUGGAAGUGGUCAACGGCAUGCUCCGUGCUUCGUUGGUGCCGACGCAAGCUAUGAUUCAGAACCUUAUUCAGAUUGAGUUGGCUUACGUGAACACAAACCACCCGGACUUCAUUGGCGGUAGUCGCGCGGUUGCACAGCUGAUGGAGAAGAUGCAGCGCGAGACGAUGGCGUCCGCGGGAGCCCCUACCAACCAAAUGAUUAACCAGGACCCGCGCCGCGCCGGACAGCCAGUAAAGCAAAGCGCCGCUCCAGCUGGACACGCUGGCGCCGCUGAGGAGAAGCAGGAAGGCAACGGCCUGCUGUCGUUCUUUGGUGGCGGUCGCAAGAAAAGCGGCGCGGAUGGCGUCACGAGCUCAAAGCCUGCAGUCGUCAAGCUUCCUCAGGUACCAGUGAGCAUGCGGCAGGGCGAUGACCCGACGGACCGGGAACGCAUCGAGACGGAAAUUAUCAAGAGUCUACUCGCGUCUUACUUCGAUAUCGUGCGGAAAAACUUCCUGGAUCUGGUGCCCAAGGCCAUUAUGUGCUUCAUGGUGGGGCACUCGAAGGAGAAUAUUCAGAACGAGCUCGUGUCAUCCCUAUACCGCGAGGACAAGCUCUCGGAGCUGUUGGCCGAGACGGGCGACAUUGCUGCCCGACGCUCGAACUGCGACGAGAUGCGAACACUACUCCAGCGCGCCCUAGAAAUUGUGAACGAGGUUCGCGACUUCAAUACGUUUAAGUGAAGCGGUCAGUGGCUGCAAGUAAUCAAGGCUCCAAGAGAGUAGAAGGUAGGUAGAGUGCGGUGGUUCAAGAAGUAGCUCCAUUUCGCGUGGCAUCAUCUCUCAAAAACACUUUCCGUUUGCCUUAU